GAGACUAACCGGGGCCGGCAGCUGCCUCCCUGCCCGGAUGCCGCGGGGGCGGGAGCCCGGAGCGUCCCAGCCCCGCCGCCCCCGGGCCCCUCCAGCGCCGCGCUCCUGCCGAGAGCCGCACGGGGCGAGGCGCCCUCGACGCGCCGCCCAGGCCCUGGGCCGCGGGCCCGACGGGAGGCAGCUGGUCUCGGGUGACCGGUUCCCGGCCCCGGCUUUGCCCUGGCAAGUGCCGGCGCCUCGGCCACCGACCGGCCCGCGGCCCCCCCGGGCUCUGCAGCGCCGUGCGCGGGGCCGCGCGCCGGGCUGGGCUGCUCACGUGACGCGCCGGGCUCUGCCUCGCUCGGCUCAGAGCCGCAGCGGCUGCGCUGGGGAGCGCUCGGCUCGGCUCGGCCCGGCCCGGCCCGGCCCCGCCCCGCCCCGCUCGGCUCGGCUCGGCUCGGCUCGGCCCCGCUCUUCCCCGGCCCCGCCGCUGCUGACUCCCCGCUUGGCAUCGCCGGCUGCGCUCCCGGGAGCCCCCCGCCCCUGCUGUGGGUGGACAAGUCAUUCAUCUAUCACAGAAGCCUCUGGCCCAGGCCGAUGGAGAAUCGCUUUGAAGAACCAUGGGCCAAGCCAGUGUGUCUCACACACCGUAGAGCUGCCCUGGGUGGGUUCUGCUCCCCCCCACCCCAAGACCUCAGAGUUUUUUGAGAUGAUCGAAAAGAUGCAGGGAAGCAGAAUGGACGAACAGCGAUGCUCCUUCCCACCCCCUCUCAAGGUAGGCCCCAGAGGAUGCUGCAUGGGGGCAGGGGCAUUGGAUCUCCCUCCCCCAGCACAUUUGGGGUUACCCACUUAUGCUGGGAUGUCCUCUGCAGUGUUGGAUGGGGCCUGCGCUUUGCACCAUGCGGCGCGCUGCUGGGCGGCAGCUGGCUCUGACGCCCCUCGCACUCUGGGGGAGCCAGCGUUGCAGAGGCCCGAGGUGCUGCGGGACUUCUCCCACUCGUCAUCCAGCGCCAGCAGCUUUGGCAGCGUGGUGGAGGAGAAUGUGGGUGCCGAUGAUUACAUGGGCAUGGAGUGCCAGGCCUCGGGGACGCCCCACAAGCAAGACUCCUUCAUCUACAGCACCUGGCUGGAUGACAGCCUCAGCACUGCCAGCGGGGGGAGCUCUCCAGGCCCCUCCCAGUCUCCCCAGCCGGAGCCCAGGAAACCUGGAGACCCUGCCUGUCCAGAAAUCAAGAUCCAGCUGGAGAAGUCUGAGCAGCACACGCCACACCUGCCUGGAGAAGAUGGGAAUUCUCACGGCCUGUGCCCAGCGCCCUCGCCCCACUCUCCUUCCCCUGCAGCACCCACACAAGAAGCACAAGCUGAAGGGCUUGCGGAGGGCCCCGAGCUUUGUCACAGCCGAAGAUGACUGGCCCAUCGCUGAAGCCAGCAGCCGAAGCCUGUGGCCUAGAUGGCCGGGCCAGCUCCCUCCUUCCCUUCCCACGUUGUGGCCAGGCGCUGGCUGCUUGAGAGCUGGAGCUGGCACACUGGGAAGACACCACCGCAUGGCCGAGGGGGCAUCAGGCCAUCCGCCCGCUUUUCUGCAAGCGACUGAGACCUUGGAAGAGAUUCCCAGUGGCCCUGCCUGUCGUGUGCCCAGCCCCCAACCAGCUCGGCCUGCUCUGCACUUUGCUGACGGGACAUGCGGUGCCAGACGCUUCACCCAUGCCCAGCUCUUGGACCCUGGGACAUGCCCUGCAGCCCAGAACACCUGGCAGGCCUUGAAGGAACCUCUCCAGAGAGGAAGCCAUUUGUACCCAGGCACCCAGCUGCCAGGAAUGAUGCCAUGGUGUGUUAGAGCCCAGCAACUCCCCAGUGACAGGCCAAUAACCCCCGGCAGCUAGAUCCUACAGCCCCCACCUCUCCUGGCCAGCUGGGUCCUCGUUCCCCACCUGUGGGGCCACCAUGGCCAGUCUCACCCUGAGAGCCUCUCUCAGGGUUGACCCUGGGAGUCUGACCCAGCCCCAGAGGAGGAAGGGUGGCACGUAGAUAUUACCUAGGGUGAAGGGUGCCUGGGAACCAGCCUAGCAUCACUGGCAGAGCCCAGGCUAGGGAGGAGUCCUGGGGGAAGGAGGGAUUGGGAGAUGUGGCAAAGUAGAAGUGGGACCCUGGGCCAAGGGAGAAGGCCUGGCUCUGGCCCUGGCCUGGAAAGCCAUGCCUCCAAAUGUGCACUGCCAGCCCCCCUGCAGCUCUCUGACAGGCUGGCCGGUCUGCAGGGAUGUGGCCCGCACCUGGCUCUUGCCAGUGGCAGGGGUAUAUACCCCCUCCACCCACAUCUGUACCCAGCCACCUAGCAUGGCCUCAAAUAGCAGCCGUGGUGCUGGGCUGACGCCAAGGUGCGGAGGAAAGCGCCAGGCCUGGAAUAGCUCUGCCUUGCCAGAGGGAGGGCUGCUUCCCCCUCCCCUUCACCUCCACCUCCACAUGCCGGACUGGUUUGCAGUGAAGGUGUGGCUGGCCUGUGGUCUGUGCCCCAGUGCUGUGGGACACUAGCCAAGACUCUUCAGCAUCCACUGCUGGUAGCGCCCCCCCAAGUAACAUAGGGCUGCACUUGCAGCCUUUCCAGCUUUGCCCCUCUGCAGAGUGCCCUCGCCAUGGCACCCUACGUCCCAGCUGCUCCAUGAGCCCAGCAGCAUCCUGGGCCCCAGCAUGAGGGCUCUCUGUGCACACAGGCAUCCCCCAGCUGCUCUGCACACUGGUCCUCUCCCGCCCUUAGCGACACCCAUACACUCCACAAGCACCACUGUAGCUCUGCCCCAUGGUCAGCAGGGGGUACCCCGGCCCCCACUCUGUUCUUUGCACUCUGGAAGUAGGGUCCUGCGGAGAGCAAAUGGAGAGCAUGAGCUAAUGGUGCCAGCCAGGGCUGCGGGCCAGGUGGGGCACGUGAAUGGCUGUGGGGAGCAAUCUGGGGGAAGUGUCUUCAGACUGGGUCUGUGAGAGCUCGGCUGCAUUAGGCUUCAUGACUGCCCAGCUCUGGGGCACCCAGGCCUGAUCAGGAUGGAAUCAGAGCGUAUGUGAACCCAGGACUGGGCAAACGCCUGACGACUUUAGAGUAUGUUUAUCCCAAAGAGCCACGACGCACUGACAGACAAUCUCUAGCAGACCCAUUGCAGCCACCCGGGUUGACCCCGGCUCCUGCUGCAGGUGACCGGCCAGCGAGCUGCCAUGCUGCACCAGGAGCCCAGAGGCACAAGGGAGGUUCAACAGGCCUGGGUGGGAAAAGCCAAUUUGUUUUUUCAGGGAUUUUUUAAAAAAAUACUUUUUUCCCAAAAAGCUUCCUGUGCUAUUUUUUGGUUUUUGUUUUCAAUGAAAAAAAUUACUCC
This is a messenger RNA of Dermochelys coriacea (leatherback sea turtle), 3338 nucleotides long. RefSeq names its product RAP1 GTPase activating protein (gene RAP1GAP). The record is from RefSeq and is a predicted model, not a curated record. The transcript is spliced from 11 exons. The coding region runs from base 38 to 1387 and encodes 449 amino acids. Lineage: Eukaryota; Metazoa; Chordata; Testudines; Dermochelyidae. Gene Ontology annotation, molecular function: GTPase regulator activity.